Messenger RNA from Lineus longissimus, 6001 nucleotides. Its product is annotated as mannosyl-oligosaccharide 1,2-alpha-mannosidase IA-like. The record is from RefSeq and is a predicted model, not a curated record. Gene Ontology annotation, biological process: mannose trimming involved in glycoprotein ERAD pathway; carbohydrate metabolic process. Gene Ontology annotation, molecular function: calcium ion binding; mannosyl-oligosaccharide 1,2-alpha-mannosidase activity. The transcript is spliced from 11 exons. Lineage: Eukaryota; Metazoa; Nemertea; Pilidiophora; Heteronemertea; Lineidae. Bases 13 to 1968 code for a protein of 651 amino acids. Gene Ontology annotation, cellular component: endoplasmic reticulum; Golgi membrane.
GCAGCGGGGAGAAUGUUGCCUGUGCACCAGAGACAGUUUCUAAAUGGCAUUCCACUCCCUUCCUCAAGGAAAACAUUACGUCUACGGGAAAAAUAUAUUAUAAUUCUAGUAUUUGUAACUUUUGGCACAUUCUGUUUUGGGGCAUUUUUCUUCCUACCUGAUUUACGGGACCGAAUGAGUGUGGACGAAAUGAGAAGACAGUUUCGUGAUGCAGGCAAUGAAAUGUUCAUUCCCAAGGCUAGGGACAGUGACAUUGUGUUUGAAAAUGGUAAACUGAUUGGUAAGGUGAUAAAGCAUGAUGUUGAUGCAAUAGACCAUCACGAUAUUGAAGACAAAUUUAAGAUUUUAAAAAAAGUAGAAGAAGCAAAGGAACAGGAAAGAAUGCUUGAGGCGAUUCGAAAUCGUUUGAACAUGUCGAAAGGCCACCACGAGACGAUACGUAAAGAAAUCCAAUUGGAAAAAAAUAUCGUUUUAGAGAAGAAAAAGCAAGAAAUUGAGGAGCGGAAAAAAAAACAAAUCGAACAACACCUGAAAGAGGUGACGGAGCAUGAUGGUGGACCGGGGGUUCAGGGCGGCCAGCCCGUCGAUGUUGAAACACAAAAACGAAGAGAGAAAGUGAAGGAGAUGAUGAAACAUGCCUGGGACAAUUACGUCAAGUACGCAUGGGGCGCCAACGAGUUAAAACCUAUCUCCAGACGUGGUCACACUGCCAGUAUAUUUGGUAACACUGCUUUUGGGGCUUCCAUUGUUGACGGUUUGGAUACCUUAUAUCUCAUGGGACUCAUGGAAGAUUACAAAAAGGGAAGAGAUUGGAUUGCUGCCUCCCUCAAUUUUCAAGGGAAAAGUGACAUUUCUGUCUUUGAGGUGAAUAUCCGGUUCAUUGGUGGGAUGUUGAGCUGCUACGCUAUGACAGGAGAUAAGAUGUACAAAGAUAAAGCCAUCAUGAUUGCGGACAAGUUAUUGCCUGCGUUUAAUACUCCAACAGGUAUUCCGUAUGCUAUGGUGAAUUUAAACAGUGGGUCUGGUAGAAACUGGGGUUGGGCAUCUGGAGGUUGUUCUAUUCUAGCUGAAUACGGCACACUUCACCUAGAGUUUGCAUAUCUUACACAAGUCACAGGAAAUCCUAUUUACUUAAAAAAGGUUCUUCGAAUCCGUGAAGUACUUAAACAAUUAGAUAAGCCUUUUGGUUUAUAUCCCAAUUAUCUCAACCCCAAAACUGGAAAAUGGGGUCAACAACACUUUUCUGUGGGUGCCUUAGGUGAUAGCUUCUAUGAAUAUUUAUUGAAGGCUUGGCUGCUGUCCGGCAAGACCGACAAUGAAGCCAGGGCCAUGUAUGAUAGUGCUGUGGCUGGCAUAGAGCAAAAACUGCUCCACACAUCAAGAGGUGGCCUUAGAUAUAUGGCAGAGGUCAAAUCAGGGAGGGUGGAGCACAAAAUGGACCAUCUAGGAUGCUUCUCCGGAGGCAUGUUAGCUCUGGGUGCUGCUGGAUCGAGUGACCCUCAAAAAUAUCUCCAACUUGGUGCAGAUCUUGCACAUACCUGCCAUGAGGCCUAUACUAGAACUAGGGCAGGUUUAGGUCCCGAAUCAUUCCGUUUUGAAGGUGGUGAAGAAGCCAAAGCUGUUCGUCAGAAUGAAAAAUAUUAUAUUCUUCGUCCAGAAGUGAUAGAGACCUGGUUUUAUAUGUGGCGGUUGACGAAAGACCAAAAGUAUCGAGACUGGGGAUGGGAAGCUGUUCAGGGAAUGGAGAAACAUUGCCGAACAGAGGGUGGUUACAGUGGCAUCCGUGAUGUCUACCAGGUCACUCCACCAAAAGAUGAUGUACAGCAGAGUUUCUUUCUCGCUGAAACGUUAAAAUAUUUAUACCUUCUUUUCUCAGAUGAUAGUCUGCUUCCAUUAGAUAAAUGGGUCAUUAAUACCGAAGCUCACCCAUUUCCAAUAAACAGGGUCAAUCUUACCAAAACACGAUAAUAUAGGCUUAUUAAAGAGAGACAUUCAUAGGUACUUUAACUGAGGAGUAGGUGUGGGACCUGUGUGGUCUAUGUUAUUAAGAUUUUAGGAAUAGUUUUUCAAAAAGUAGAAAACUAGUGUCUUCUUAUUCAAAAGUUGCCAAACUAUAAGCCAAAAGGGGCUGUUCUGUUAAUAUACCAUUUCCCAGAGUCACUUUUGGAUACUAAUUACUGGUUACUGAUUCUGCACUACCAGCCAAUGUAUAGAAGAAAAAAGUCAUUCCCAAAAUACUCAAAUUAUGAAAAAAGUUUGUUGAGUGUGUUGUGCAGAUUUUGGGGUAGUUGUUUUUUGUGAGAUUUUUCAAUAUUAAGCUGGUAGGCCUAAGCAGUAUAAAGUGAUAAAGCUCCAAGGUAGUUAGGUUACUUGGUUGAAAAUAUUUAAGGUUUACUAUCUAGAUGACUUGCAUGACUUUGUUGCCUUUUUUUGUUGUUGUCCGCCAUUACAUCAUGCAAGUCUUCUUUCGGGGGAUAAGCGGUGAUAUGGUUUUUCAUCUUUUGGGAGUACAAUAAAAUUCAAGCGAGUGGUGUACAGUACAGUACAGUACAGUACAGUACAGUACAGUACAGUACAGGCAAGUUGACUUAGUGUGAUGAAUUGCUCAUGUAGUGUGUUUCUACUGUCGUGUUAGUCUGGUACAUGUGGAUCAUAGCUUUGCUCAAAGUCAAGCAUUUCAUUGUUAACUCGGAACAAUUCUUACUUCACUUUUGAAUGAAAGUAACCGUUUGAAUUCACUGCCUUUACCUGCAAGCAUCGUGAAAGGCUUUUGUGAUGCGGUUGUGGUCAUUUCAUCAUCUGUCAUGGAGGGUAAACUAUACUUCAUUUUGGAUUGGGUAUUGGUCAGGUCAUGGCACUGGUUUAAAUCCAAUCUUGCAACGUCUGCAGUGAAAUAUUUGUGUGUCUCUCUUUAUGGACUUGUGUGCUCAGUAAAAAUAACACAUCAUUCAAACCUAUCAGUGGGAUCACUAAAGCAUCAGUGUACAUAGUAAGGUAGUUAAUGAAAUUGUAGAUAGUAAUAUACAUUUAUUGUAAAUAUGAUAAUAAUGUCAUCCUGAUGUGCUUGUAAGAGUGCAUUUUUCGUAAGUGUUAGGGCGAUUCGUUUAGCACAAAUAAACCAGAAAAUGUGCCUCCCCAAAAAUGAAAUAACAUAAAUAUUUCCCAUACACUAAAGCGCCUGCAAGCAAUUAAUUUUGCCAAGCUGUGACCUGCAAUGGGCGAAAAAAGAUCCCUAUCUGCAGGUCAAUAGGUAAUUGCUGGGUUCGAUGAUAACAGGUUGCAGCGAUCGCCAAUUCUUGUCAUGGUACAUGCGAGAUUGUAGGUCACCGCAGCAAAAAUUACUUGUUUGUGGGGUUCCCCAGCUUUGCAUGUUUGUGUAAGAACAUAUCACAUGUCUAUUAUGCUCCUACUGCCAUACAGUAAACAAAAUAGCAUGUUUACGCCAGCAUAUGACCGUUCUAUAGGACCAAUGCACUGGCCAGCCAAGCAUCAUCGAGCAUCAGUCACUGUAAAUUGAGCUUAAUUAGCACAGUCAUGACGGUGUCGCUCAGCUGUGGCGUGAAGCACUGCAAAUUGCUACAUGUAUGCUGACAUAUAAUUACCAUUUUGUAGCCUUGGAACAAGGUUAAGUAUUGGUAUACUUGGCAUACAAAGGAAAUCAUCUGACACCUCAUCAUUGUUGUAUAAAAUUCAGUUUGAAAUAUAAGGGAAUACCAUUUUGGCCCUGUGCAAAUGAAGUCUGUAACGACUCAAUAAUCAGUCUUGACUAUUUGGGGUGGAGGUCAUCCAUGCUGUCGGUUGAGUGGUAGGUGAUGUUUCUUUCCUUUUGAUUCCUUUAGGGAUGUGGUAGAGAGAACUAGUCUUAUUCUCUUGGUGCAAAUCAACAUGUCGUGAAUAACUUUAUUACAUCAGCUGAUAUGCUGCAGUGUCCUUUUAAUAUGUUGUACUUAAACUUGUGCAUAUGAUUAUUUAUAGUAAGAGUGACGGCAAGCUUUUUCAAAUUAUUAUACCGUUGAAGAUUAAUCAAGUGUUCAGUGAGAAAUUGGUAAUUGUGUGCACUUUGUGACAGAUUAGAUACCAGUUACAUUUUUCAUGUCAAAAUAAAACUUUCUCUCGAAACAUUUUUUCAUACAACACUUUGAUAAACCACCAUUCUCACAACCUGAAAGUUUGGACUGGGUCAAAUUUUUGUAUUUUUGUCUGGAAAAAUUGAAGAACUUUGCAUCUGUAGGUUUACCAAGUAAUAAACCAAACUAAACACGUUUGAGAUGACUGAAAACUGUGCUUACAUGUAAUCGUGUGUUAACGAAUUGCCACUUUUGCCAGCACUGAUGGCAGUUUAUUGUGAUAAAACAUAAUCAAAAUAUACACUGGAAGUACUUCAUAUAAUGUAAAAAAGAUUUCUAACAUUGUCAAGAGGUCAUGAGGCGAGAAUGUGAAAAGUUGUAGAGAAGUUACUCUGUAAAAAGGAAGAAUUCUAAUCUCCUGUAUCAUUGAUAAUGAUGAUAUACCUGUGUCAUAGUGUAAGAACAGGCAGUGAAAAUGUAGUCUGCAAAAAGAGUCCCUUAGAAGUAGUGUUGAAAGCCAGAUCUGUUGCAGGCUCGUGCUACUGUCCAGUAUCUGGUUUUAGGACUCUGGUUAGGUCAGACAAAUGAUGUUGAUCGUCAGAUUAAGAUGGACAAGUUACUGUACAAGAAAAUUUUCUUCUUCGUGUUCAUGCAAUGGUCUCAAAUUGAUUUCUCUUUCUGUGUAUUUAUUUUUCCGAGACAUUUCCUUUUGGGAAAUUGAAAUCUAGUGGUGUAGCUGAUAGAUUAAGUGGGUUGAAAAUGUUUGUAAAUACAAGAUGAACUCCGGCAUUGAAAAUGUGUUUUCUUGAGUAAAGUAAGGUUCAAAAUUGUUGCUCAGCUAUACAUUUUAUUGUUAUCUGGGAUUUUUCUAAAUGUACUUAUUGUAAAGCUGAUGCAGGAACGUUGUAUUAGGAACUUCUUUGGCCGUUGCAAUAGCAACCGAUGGUCGGUGCCAAAAAUACAAAUCAAAAUCAGAUUCCGAGAAUCCUGGAAAUACUGAUGCGUCAACAUGUUUAGGAGGGUGGUUCUCGGAUGUACAAAUUUAUCAGAAAAUAAAAACUUCACAAUCUGUCGGACACAUUUUCAAAUGUAUAUCUGUGGUGCCUUUUUCUCGAAUAUUUGUACCAGAAAUAUCUCGGGACAUUUCUCCAUUGAUCCCUUCAGCGCCAAACACGUAGAUCUACGUGGCCCAAAUCCCCCUCUUUGAGCUGGUUAUCGGAGUCUAACGGACUUCAUUGAAGAACUACGCCAUCGCCAUCUUCAGGGCAAGGUAGGAACUGAAAAGACCAAACAGUUCAGUUCCCACUUUUCAGUUCUUACCGUGCCCUGAAGAUGGCGAUGGCGUAGUUCAAAACUUUAAAUGACCUCAUGAAAGAACUACGUCAUCGCCAUCUUCAGGGCAAGGUAGGAACUGAAAGGACCUUUUCUUGUAUUUUCAGUUCCUGCCUUGCCCUGAAGAUGGCGUAGUUCUUUCAUGAAGUCCAAAUUCUAAUUCUAAUUCAAAUUGAUUUAUUACACUAAAAUACCCUCUAGGGGUCUAUGGUAAUAUACAAUAAUUUCAAGCAAAUAUACAGUACAAAAUAAGAUAAAGUAGAAUAAAAAAUAUGUAUUACAUGUGAAAUAGUCCAUGAGACUAACCAGCUCAAAGGGGGAGGGGGAGGGGGGAUUUGGGCCACAUAGAUCUACGUGGUUCGGCGCUGAGUGAAGGUGUUAAAAAGCUCCUGUGGAAAGAGGGGUGGGGUGGGUGAGAGGGAAAUUCUAUAGUUGUAGAUAAUCCAGAGAGUAUCAAUAUCAUGGAACACAUUUACACUGCAGCAGUUCACAGUAUACUAUGAUGACGUUUUCCCCGAGAUGAUUGGUUAUUAUGUUUUCUGAUUGUUACUGUAAAUAAGAUGAUGCAAGAAUUCUAAUACAAAUAAAUCUAAUGAAGUAUA